AAUAAUAGAAGCCGGCUUGUUACGUUAUGAUUUUUUUAUAGUUGAGAUGAGACGUGAUUGGAAUAGGUUGUUGUUAGUUUUGAGUGAAGGGUCGGCAAUCCGCUUGAAUUCCUACUACCGACAAAAGUUGAUGAUUUCACAUGAACUACCUUUUUUUUCACUCUCUCUCUCUCCCCCCGAUUAAUAAUUCAUAAAAAGUCCUUCUUUCCAUCCAAUUAAUAAUUCAUUCAUAAAAGGUCCUUCUUUCCAAUCUUCUCUUUCACGGGCAGGCAGCCAGCCAGCCAGUCAGCCAUGUCGCCUGAAAAGGAACAAGUUACGGUGAUGAUCCUCUACGUUGACCUCAAAUGCUCCUGCUGCUACAAGAAGGUCAGGAAACUGCUCUGCAAAUUCCCUCAGAUAAGAGAUCAAGUGUUCGAUGAGGAGAAGAACAAGGUUACGAUCACAGUGGUAUGCUGCGACCCGGAGAGGAUGAGAGACAAGCUUUGUUGCAAGGGUGGCAAGGCCAUCCAGAGUAUUGAGAUCCUUGACCCACCCAAACCACAACCACCCAAGCCCAAACCCCAACCCCCUCCUCCCGCACCCGCACCUAAACCAGCUGCUGACCCCCCACCCAAGCUGCCCGAUCCACCUCAACCCAAGGUACCCGACAACCCAAAACCACCACCCCAACCCAAGAAGCCUGAUCCAGUACCACAGCCCCAACCCAAGAUGCCCGAUCCACCUCAACCCAAGGUACCCGACCCAAAACCACCGUCCCAACCCAAGCUGCCCGAUCCACCUCAACCCAAGGUACCCGAUCCAAAACCACCACCCCAACCCAAGGUACCCGACCCAAAACCACCACCCCAACCCGAGAAGCCUGAUCCAGUACCACUGCCCCAACCCAAGCUGCCCGAUCCACCCCAACCCGAGCCAGUACCCAUUGCAAUGGAUCCUUGUUGGCCACCGGUUUCAGUGUGUUGCCAAGAGUGCUACGAAGGUCGAGGCGGAGGCCCCUGUUACUAUGGCUAUGGAAGGCCUGUACCACCGCCACCCGGCCCAUGCUAUGACGGUUAUGGUUACGGUUACGGUUACAGGGAGAGAGCCCCCUGUUACGUCACUAGGUGUGAUUACUUUAGUGAAGAAAAUCCACAAGGAUGCUCAAUCAUGUGAAAUACAAUACAAUACCCAGGCCAGGCCACCAUUUUUAGUCUUCAUUCAAGACCUUACAAUAAAUAAAAAACAGAGUCUCCUCCAACUCUUCUUCAUCUGUAGCUAAAAAUGAGGAGAGGGCAGUUGUUUUUCCAUUUUGUUUUUGUUUCUGGUUUGAUACAUAUAUAAUAAUAAAUAUAUAAAGUGUAACAGUAAAUAUGAUAACGCUUUGUAUGAUCUCCAAAAUGUUUAUGGAGUAAGGUUUAUAAUAUAUGAAAGACACAUCGAUCGAUCUUUACCUUAA
Molecule: messenger RNA, 1435 nt
Organism: Helianthus annuus (common sunflower)
Lineage: Eukaryota; Viridiplantae; Streptophyta; Magnoliopsida; Asterales; Asteraceae
Product: extensin
Exons: 3
Coding region: 292-1152 (286 amino acids)
Biological process (GO): regulation of defense response to fungus
Molecular function (GO): metal ion binding
Source: RefSeq, a predicted model, not a curated record